AUGGUGGACUGUGAAAUCUGUAAUCGGACGUUCAUCAAUUGGCAUGCUGCGGUACAGCACAUGAACGCCGUUGGGCAUUGGGAAUGUGAGAUGUGCGAUGCGGAGUUCUAUUCACGAGAAGCAGCGUUUGAUCACAUGGAUGAUUACAACCAUUAUCGCCCGGCGUUCGCCUGCGAAGGCUGCAAUGCUGCGUUUGACACGCCCGGGGAAGCGAAGCGACACAUGCAUCUGAAGGGCCAUUGGAGGACACAUUGGUGCGGAGAGUGCCAAAGGGGCUUUGAGAGUGAGCCGAAUUUGAAAGCUCAUCUGAACAGCAAUGUGCACAGGGGAAAUGGCAUUGCCUGUCCCUUUUGCAAACGCGGAUUUACGACCGCUACGGGCGUGACGCACCACCUCGAAACCGGAUCAUGCUCAAAGGCUCGCUCUUUAAAUCGCGACACGAUCCUCACCGAAGUACGCCGCCGCGAUCCAAACCACCUAAUCACCAAGAAACUCUUAACUUACCCUGGCUCAUCGUCCACCAUCACCGCGACAUCCGCGUCAUGGAAUUCCGAUAUUGGUCUCUACGAGUGUUAUCUGUGCCACAAGGGCUUCAGGGAGCUUAAGAGCCUGAAUAAUCAUGUUAACUCGCCUGCCCAUAAGGAAAGGGUCUACCACUGUCCGGGGAGAGCGUGUGGCAGGGAGUUUCGCGCGUUGGCUCCGUUGUUCAAUCACCUUGAGAGCGAGACGUGUGGAGCUGUCCGGUUCGACGCUGUGCAGAGGAAUGUCGGAGGAUUCUUGAGUGGGCAGAGAUUGAUUGGAUUUUUCUGA
Cucurbitaria berberidis CBS 394.84 is the source of this 810-nucleotide messenger RNA. RefSeq lists its product as uncharacterized. Gene Ontology annotation, cellular component: nucleus. Gene Ontology annotation, molecular function: RNA polymerase II transcription regulatory region sequence-specific DNA binding; DNA-binding transcription factor activity, RNA polymerase II-specific. The record is from RefSeq and is a predicted model, not a curated record. NCBI's taxonomy places the organism in Eukaryota, Fungi, Ascomycota, Dothideomycetes, Pleosporales, Cucurbitariaceae. Bases 1 to 810 code for a protein of 269 amino acids. Gene Ontology annotation, biological process: regulation of transcription by RNA polymerase II. The transcript has 2 exons.